Ectocarpus siliculosus is the source of this 1056-nucleotide messenger RNA. NCBI's taxonomy places the organism in Eukaryota, Phaeophyceae, Ectocarpales, Ectocarpaceae. The record is from the annotation of a GenBank genome assembly.
AUGGGUUGUGGUGAAUCAAAGCACGGGGAUGUAUCGCCAGGCGAGCAGGUUGAACAGGAGCUGGAAGAGAGCAGGAGAAACAGCCACUACCACAGCAAGGUGUUGCUCCUGGGAGCCGGAGAGUCGGGCAAGAGCACGUUCGGCAAGCAGCUCAAGAUGCUCGCCAAAGGACAGCUCUCGGUUUCAGAGAUGGCCCUCUACCGGAGAGCUAUCCGAGAAAACCUGGUGGAAAGCAUGAAGACCCUUUUAGACGCCGCAGAAUCGAUGGGAAUCCCGUUGGCGAAUGCUGAGCUGGAAGAGGAGGCGGAGCGGGUGCGGAGUACAGAACUGGCAACAGCGGACAUGCCGUCGACCUUGGGGUACGACAUCCUCAAGCUGUGGCAGGACCAGGGGGUGCAAGAGACGUGGGCCAGAAAGGACAAGUUCUGGAUACUCGACAGCACCCCGUACUACAUGAGAGAGGCGGUGCGAUUGGCGCAGGACAGUGUUGACAUCACGGAGGAGGACGUGGUGAUGACCAGGGUGAUGACGUCCGGCGUUGGCAGUAUCGAGAUCCUCGAUCCGCCCAUCAAGUUCACGGUCGUGGACGUCGGCGGGCAGCGGAACGAGCGGAAGAAGUGGCUGCACUGCUUCGACGACGUCAAGGCUGUCGUGUUUAUCGUCAGCCUUGCCGGCUACAACCAGGUGAUGUUUGAAGAUGCCACGCGGAACCGACUCUUGGAGGCCAUGGAACUCUACGUGGAUGUCGUGUCCAAUCCCAUUUUCCGGGAUACGCCCAUCCAUGUGCUCCUCAACAAGACGGACCUGUUUGCGGAGAUGAUCCAAGAAGUGCCGCUAUCGGUUUGCUUCCCCGAGUAUGGAGGGCCUCCGGGUGAGGUCCUGCCGGCCAUCUCUUUCAUCGAAGGGAAGUGCAAGUCCAUAAUGGCGCAGUGCUGUCCGCACAAGAAGCUCACCGUCACCCCCAUCUGCGCGCGUGUUCGAGAAGACGUGCUGUUGGGCUGGAAAGAUGUCACGGACACGGUACGGGCCACGUACGAUGUGGACGUCAAACGAUGA